This is a messenger RNA of Opisthorchis viverrini, 660 nucleotides long. RefSeq lists its product as hypothetical. The transcript is spliced from 4 exons. Lineage: Eukaryota; Metazoa; Platyhelminthes; Trematoda; Opisthorchiida; Opisthorchiidae. The annotation marks the transcript as partial. The record is from RefSeq and is a predicted model, not a curated record.
AUGCAUUUGCAUUUCCCCGCCAAACACCGCUGCCUUGCGGUUAGGCUUUUGAGCCAAAGGCUUUGGUUGAGGACCCUAAUCGUCCUCCUGUCUAGGUGUGGGCGCCCUGGCAGUAUCCCAGCCCUCGUACAACCAUGCCCUACACAACUAACAAUAUUCUCAUGCCACAUCGGCCAUCGCGUGGUGCCAUCAGCCGGGUCGCCUUACUUGCUGCAUACAGAAAGCCGUCAGUGUAGCCUGCAGGAUCCCUACAGCACAGAGCCUGGCCACUACGAUAAUGUAACAACUUCCGGUCGGGUCGAGGGAUUGCAUCGACCAUAUCUUUACCCUGAGGCAAGUACCGCAACUCCGCCACCUGGAACGGUGACCAACAAUGGUCGUCACCCAGCUUCAUGUCGAAUAAAGAUGGGUGCUUCUACUUCACUUUUUUCCGGUUACCGCUUUCGAAUUGGUCAGAGUUGGGCGCGUGCAUCCCGCCGGCACCACCGAACCUCUUAUUCUGGAGAUAACUCCGAAAAAAACGUUCGGCUGAAACACCUUUCGGUGCCUAACUGCCGCGCCACUAGAAGGAAGCAUGAGGACUGGGCUACUACCAGGUUGCCCAAGCCGAGUCAGGGGAAAUCGAGAGGCAAAGGUCGGGUUCGAACUACGGACCUUGCG